This is a messenger RNA of Engraulis encrasicolus (European anchovy), 783 nucleotides long. RefSeq names its product pancreatic secretory granule membrane major glycoprotein GP2-like. The coding region runs from base 102 to 662 and encodes 186 amino acids. Lineage: Eukaryota; Metazoa; Chordata; Actinopteri; Clupeiformes; Engraulidae. The transcript has 9 exons. The record is from RefSeq and is a predicted model, not a curated record.
CCUUACAGGCUUCGAGCCUACUACCAAUCUCUACAUCCCGCAACAGUGCAGAGGUUUCACAGCGGAUUUAAGGUGAAUCUGAUAAGGAGGAAAAUAAAGCCAUGGUUAACCUAAUUCCAUUAUGUCUCCCUCUGCUGGCCUACUUGCUCCAGGGCCCUGGCUGGGAACAUGUGUCGGCCCAGCAGAGUGACCCAUGCGUGGACUACACAGAGCUGAACGACCCCUGGAGGUCCACCUCCAACACAGACCAAUCUCAGGCGCGCUGUGACCAGGACAUCGUGCUGCAGGGAUGGUACCUGCUGGUGGACGGGAACGCCAGCGUCCUGAUGCCCAACUCUUGUGUGCCCAGGUACCGCUGCAGCACGCACGCACCCCUUUGGCUGAACGGUGCGCACCCCACACCAGCAGAGGGCGUAGUGAGCAGGCAGGUGUGCGGCCACUGGGUUGGGGGCUGUUGCGACUUCUCCCACUCCAUUCAGGUGAAGGCGUGUCCUGGAGGAUACACUGUCUACCAGCUUGUGCAUCCCACCCAUUGUGAUUUGGCAUAUUGUGCAGAUCUCAGCUCAAGAGGAACUCUACCAACACAAACACCUGCUCCAACAACUGCAAGUAAGCAGCGUUGUGGGGUUGCUUCUGAAGGCAUCAGCUUUGGGGCUAAAUGAAACUGCCGUUCAAGAGGAGGUGUUCAAACGGCUUGAGGCCGUGCUGACAGCAAGAGGGCUACAGGCGUCUGGUCUACAGGUCACAGCAGUGGUCAGGAGGCCAGGAGAGACAUGAACACGC